ACCGGGAGCUCCUCAUCCCUCUGCUCACGUUUUUUUCUGGUCCAAGCAUCCCUGAGGAGAAGCUGGGAGAGGGGCGGUGCAGUGCUGGCCCCUGGGGGUCGUUCCUCCUCUGGAUUUCGUCCUCCCAGCCCCGUUCUGGCACGGUGCUGCCCGGCACACGUGGCCCCGCUGGCUCCGUGCCACCGGCGUGCCCGGCUCCAUCCCGGCUGCCUCCGUUUGGGAUGACGUAACCCCGGCCACGGUUGCCUCAGAAGGAUCCGGGCUCAUCGAGCCCAUCCCCCGGCCUCACCUGUCCGGUGGGACAAGGUCCGGUGCGGAUCCUCCCCCUGCCCGCCCCAUCUCCGCUCCGCUGGGAUUUUGGGAAGGGCCGGAUGGCGAUAACAGCGACCCGACCCGCGAGGUGCCGGGCAGGGGAGGUGGCUGAGGAUGCGAGGAUGGGAAAUCCGUGUUUGGGGUGCUGCCUGCAGCGCUCUCGCCUCGCACAUCAUCCCCUCUCCAUCACCCCGAGGGAGAUUCCCCGAGCCGCGCGAUCCGUGGGGAAAACCGCAGCACCGCCGGCAGCAGCACGUCCAGCCUUCGCAGAAGAUUCGGGAGCAAACCCUGCCCCGAGGCCGCCGGAUUUCUGCGGGAUGCUGAGGGGAGCGAUGCCGAGCGCGCCGCGGGCCGCCCUCACCUGCCUGCAGCUCCUGCUGCUCCUCUCGGCCGUGGAUUCCCGGCCCCACGCGUGGGACCAGGACAGGUUCCAGCUGGAAGCCGUCAAAAAGGAGAUCCUGGAGCGGCUGGGAAUGCAGGCUCCCCCCGCCACCCGGGGCCAGCUGGACCAGGAGAGCAUCCAGAGAGCGCAGCGGCUCUACCGGCGGAAAGUGGCGGAGCUGGCGGGGAACCGGAGCCGGGAGGAGGAGGAGGAGGAAGCCGUGUCCAGGCUACACCGCCUGACCCCCACCUUGCUGCCCUGGCUGGACAUCUCCGAGGGACAUCAUGACUCUCAAGGCCACCGGGACGUCCAGGGACACCGGGAGCCCCGCGGUCCCUACCGCUACCACCUCCUGCUGUCCCGCACCGCCGAUUUCCACCGGCAGCUCCGCGUGGUGCAGGCGGAGCUGAAACUCCUCAAGCAGCCGCUGUCCCCUCCCGGCGCCUCGGUGCCACCGCGGGUCACCAUCUCCACCCUGCGGGGAGAUGGGGGCACCCCCCAGCUCCUGCACAGCCAAGAGCUGCAGCGGGAUUCCCUCAGCCUGGACCUGACAGGAGCCAUCCAGCCCUGGCUGGCCGGGCCCGAGGACACGCUGCGCCUGGAGCUGGAAUUCAGCACCGACAUCUCGGCAGCCCUGGCCACCUCCGGGGGGGAAACGCUGGUGCUGGAGGUGCAAACCCUGGAGAAGCCACCUCGGGCGGCCAGGAGAGCUCGGGGGCUGGAGGAGGAGUGCGGGAAGAGCGAUGGGAAGUGCUGCCUGAAGUCGCUGAAGGUCUCCUUCCAGGACAUCGGCUGGUCGGACUGGGUGAUCGCCCCCAACAGCUACUACAUGAGGUUCUGCGAGGGGUCCUGCCCCCACAACUACAAACCGGCCAGCAUGCACGCCCAGAUCCAGUCCAGGGUGCACUCCCUGUCCAAGGCUGCCCCUCCACCCUGCUGUGUCCCUGCUGGCUACGACCCCAUGGUGCUGAUGCACCUGGACAGCCAGGGCAGGCUGGUGUCCAGCCUCUUCGAGGACAUGCUGGUCACCAGGUGCCACUGUGCCUGACAGCUCCAGCUUUGCCCAUCCAGGUGGGGCAAAGCCAUCCCGACUCCAGCAUCCCAAAAUCCAGGUCCUGUGGCACCAAGUGACUCCAGCCCUGGAUCCACCACUGAGCUCAGCCAUGGGGUCUCCAGCAUCAGCAUCCCAAAAUCCAGAUCCUGUGGCACCAAGUGACUCCACACCAGCCCUGGAUCCACCACCUAGCUCAGCCAAGGGGUCUCCAGCCCCAGCAUCCCAAAAUCCAGAUCCUGUGGCACCAAGUGACUCCACACCAGACCUGCCUCUGCUUCAGCCCUGGGGUCUCCAGCUCAGCCCCAGAACCUCCAGCUGUGACCUCUCUCCCAAAAUAACUUAUUCCCCUGUCUCCUCUCUAAUUUAAAUCCAUGUUUGAUUGAGCAGGUGGAUCCUUCCCACCCAGGAGACCCCAGAUGGGCUGGGCUGGGUCCGUGCCCAGGUGUCCAUAUCCCACUCCAAACCCUCUUCUCUGCUCAGAGACUUAUUUAUGCAACCCAGUUAUUUAUUUCUAACUUAUUGUAUUUUAUAGCUAAAUAUCCCUUUUUUGGGGGGGGGGGGAUAGGGAAGGGGUUUUGUGGUUUUCUAUUUUAUAUAUUUCUAUAAAACCAAAAGGAUGUAAUGAUAAUGAAUAAAGAGAUUGUAACAGGGA
Molecule: messenger RNA, 2400 nt
Organism: Haemorhous mexicanus (house finch)
Lineage: Eukaryota; Metazoa; Chordata; Aves; Passeriformes; Fringillidae
Gene: GDF15
Product: growth differentiation factor 15
Exons: 3
Coding region: 372-1742 (456 amino acids)
Biological process (GO): SMAD protein signal transduction
Cellular component (GO): extracellular region
Molecular function (GO): growth factor activity; cytokine activity
Source: RefSeq, a predicted model, not a curated record